Messenger RNA from Astyanax mexicanus (Mexican tetra), 5386 nucleotides. RefSeq names its product 5-hydroxytryptamine receptor 4. The transcript has 10 exons. Gene Ontology annotation, cellular component: plasma membrane. The record is from RefSeq and is a predicted model, not a curated record. Lineage: Eukaryota; Metazoa; Chordata; Actinopteri; Characiformes; Acestrorhamphidae. Gene Ontology annotation, biological process: regulation of appetite; chemical synaptic transmission; adenylate cyclase-activating adrenergic receptor signaling pathway. Gene Ontology annotation, molecular function: G protein-coupled serotonin receptor activity. The coding region runs from base 694 to 1959 and encodes 421 amino acids.
UAAACACGCCGUUUUAAAAGCCCAUUUUCCUGCUGCGAAAGACCAUUUUAUAUGCUUAUCUCUAACGUGAAAUUUAGCGUGAAAUAACUCCAUCAGAAAGUUGGAAAUUGUGGCGGAUUAUGCGCUUUAUUAGGCGCUAUGUUGGUUCGUUAUGCUUUUUUAUUUGUAUUAUUAUGAAAACCUGUUCAUUCAAACAAACGCCUAAUCAACCACCAAUGCCGGAAAACAGGCGGAAUGAAGAAAAGCAGCCGGAAACAGGAUGGAUCAGAUCCAGUCAGAAGGCGCUCCUCAUGCGAAGUGUAAACAGGAGAGAGCAGGAGUGUGUAUGUGUGUGUGUGUGUGUGUGUGCACCUUACACUCCAGCAGAGCUGCACCUCACUCCUGGCUAAACCGCUCGGACAGCACACACACUCGUCACCUGACUUCAGACCUGUGGAAGAAUGGAUUAUGAUAGUUUACAGAAUCAGACAGCGCUGGAUGAAGACUCUGAGUUUAGGGAUGAGGAUUACUGAGACACAGAGUGACGCUGGAUGCAUUGCUGGCUGUUUUCUCCUGUUGCGCUGUUGCUGAAGAACACCUGCACCGGUUCCAGACUGGACCACUUAAAAGGAUGGGAUGGUCUUGUUUAAAGAGACGCUGCUGUGUCUAGUGUGGAGGAAUCCCAUCUGACCGUCUCCAUGCAGAUGACCAGUGAUGGCCACAACAUCAGACCCAACAGAAGAUUCGGUUGAUGAAUUGGUGGCCGAGCACAUCUUUAACCCCCUGGAGAGGAUCGUUCUUACUUUUUUCUUGGCCACCAUUAUUAUUAUGACUGUUCUUGGUAACCUGCUGGUGAUGGUGGCUCUAUGUAAAGACAGACAACUAAGGAAGAAGAAGACCAACUACUUCAUAGUGUCUCUGGCCUUCGCUGAUCUCCUGGUGGCUCUGUUAGUGAUGCCGUUUGCAGCCAUAGAGCUCACCACCGGCCACUGGAGUUACGGAGAGACAUUCUGCCUGGUCCGAACUUCACUGGACGUUCUGCUGACCACCGCAUCCAUACUGCACCUGUGCUGUAUCGCCCUGGACAGGUACUAUGCAAUCUGCUGCCAGCCGCUGGUCUACAGGAACAAGAUGACACCCAUCAGAGUGUCUCUGAUGCUCGGGGGGUGUUGGGUUAUCCCCUCAUUCAUCUCCUUCCUUCCCAUCAUGCAGAACUGGAACGCCAUCGGCAUAGAGGACAUCAUCGAGGAGAGGAAAUUCAGCCACGGCUCCAACAAGACGUCCUGCGUGUUCCUGGUGAACCGUCCCUACGCCCUUAUUUGCUCAGCGGUGGCCUUCUACGUUCCCCUGGGUCUGAUGAUUCUCGCCUACCAGCGCAUCUACGUGACCGCCAUGGAGCACGCCCGCCAGAUCGGAACGCUGCAGCGGGCCGGAUCCGCCCCGGCGUCCUACUACAGCCACGUCCACCAGAGCUCCAGCCGCAUGAAGAUCGAGACCAAGGCCGCCAAGACGCUGGCCGUCAUCAUGGGCUGCUUCUGCCUGUGCUGGGCUCCGUUCUUCAUCACCAACAUCGUGGACCCCUUCAUCCAGUACAGCGUGCCCUGGCAGAUGUGGACGACGUGGCUGUGGCUGGGCUACGUUAACUCGGGCCUGAAUCCGUUCCUCUAUGCCUUUCUGAACAGGGCUUUCCGCAGAGCCUUCCUCAUGAUCCUGUGUUGUGGGGAUGAGCGCUAUGCCCGGCAGGAGAGCUUUAGCCCCAGCAGACCUUACUCAGCGUCUGUCAACGGCACCUCCAUCGCGCUCAGGAGCACUUGUAUUGAGGUUCCCUCACCGGCUCUACAGGAGCUCCUGAGCCACAGAUUCAAUGGACAGGCCCAUCAACCUAGAUUGUCGUUUCUUCCCAACCGAAGCUACAGCGACAACGGAAAGCGAAUUCUAUCCAGCGAACAGGAAUCUCAAGAGUCCGCCGGCGUUUUAUAGCAAAGAGAGGACAGACCUACAGACUUGCAGAUAGCAACGAGCUGUUACAACCAAUGAGCAUCAAGCCAUGGGAGGUAUUCAGAUGAGACACAAAUGAAUGCUGUAAUGAUGGUGUGGAUUUCACCCAUCGCUACAGUGAACCCUGUGAAGAGGCAUUUCUCAGGCCUGCUGUACAGAUGCAAAGGGCAGGCCAGGCACAAUAGAGUGCGGGAUGUAAUUAGCCUCCAGGAACGCAGGUUAAGCUCGAAGCGGAGAGGAACAAAACCAAGUGGACAAUGGAGUGAAGGCUCUAAAGAAACCUCUCUCGACAGAACAGAUUUUCAAGAGGCCAUGAGGUGCUUUCACCUCCUCAUUUCUCAUUUAUAUACAAUAUGUUGCCAAGUAUUCACUCAUCUACCUUUGCACACAUAUGUGAAUUAAUUUAUCUUAACUUAUAGAGUUUAAUGUGAUCUCAGCCCACCCUUUACAGCUAUAACAGCUUCAAAUCUUCUGGGAAGGGUUUUCAGCUUUACACGAGGUUUAGUAAUGUGUUUAUGGUCAUUUCUAAAUUCAUCCUAAAGGUGUUCUAUCAGGUUGAGGUCAGGACUCUGUGCAGGCCAGUCAAGUUCUUCCACACCAAAGUCACACAGUCAUGUUGGAACAGGAAGGGGUCAUCCCCAAACCUCUUGGUAUAAUGAUCCCCGCUCUACCAAACUUUACAGUUGGUACAAUACAGUGAGACAAUUACAGUCCUCCUGGCAACCGCCAAAUACAGACUUGUCUAUUGGGUUGCCAGACAGAGAAGUGUGAUUUGUCACUCAAGGAUCUACACUGAAGUUCAUGCUCUAGAGUCCAUUGGCGCCAUGCUUUACAUCACUGCAUCAGGAGCUUUGCAUUGCAUUGCUUGGUGAUGAAAGGCUUGGAUGCAGCUGCUCGGCCAUAAAAACCCAUUCACUGUUAUUAAAGGAGAACUGCAGUGUAGAGCAGGCUUUGGGUGUAGUAAAACAUGAUAAAAAGUAUUCAUCUUUGAUGAAUAGCACACCUCUGCUCUCCUGCAGCGUUCUAAGAUACAGUAAUUUUGUGCUUUUUGCAAAGCACUCAGUGCAAUGGCUACUUAAAUCGCUUUUUACAUAGUUAUCCAGGCUCAAAGUAGCUUAAUACUAGUAUUACACAAAGUAUUUCAGCAUGAAAGCACAUCUUUUUUAUGUGCGACAGUGUCCUGAAUCGUUACUACAUCUCUACCCUUUGUAACAAACCAAACCGUGUGAAAAUCAGGUAAAAAUUUGAUAGUGUUGUGAUUAUUAUAGGUGUAUUAAACACCUUCCUCAGUGUCAAUAAAUAAACGCACUGGGUGCCGGCUGCUACGCCAGGAGGCAGGCUAUGCUGAGUCUAUGUAUAUAUAUGUCUAUGUCAUUAUCAGUACAGUGAUGGUGGCGCCCGGAGCUGAAAGCUAACACUACGGGAUGUAAACAGUGGUUUUUAACGAGCUUCUUGUGCACUUUUUUAUUUUAUAGUUAUUAAAGGAGAACUCUGGUGUAAAAUGGGCUUUUGUUGUAGUAAAACAUGAUAAAAAGUUCUAACCUUUGAUGAAUAGCACACCUCCGUUCUUCCACAGCAUUCUGAGAUCCAGAUAUUUGAACAUUUAAAAUCCAGACAUUUAAAACGAGGCAUUUAUAACUUUAAAAGUGCACAAAAAGCUUAUUAAAAAACACUGUUCACAUUCUAUAACGCUAGCUUCAGCUCCGAGCGCCGCCAUCACUGUACUGAUAAUGACAUAGACAUAUAACACAUAGACACCGCAAAGUGUAGCAGCCGGUGCCUUUGAGGCAGGCUAUGCUGAGUCUAUGUAUAUGUGUGUAUUAGAGGUGGGCAAUACCAAGUAAAUACAGGGCAAAUAUUGCGAUAUACUUUUUAAUAUUUAAGCUUCAAAAGACCUAGGACAGAAUUUCGCCAAUAUAUUUUAUUAUCAAAAGCAACAGUUUAGUUUAGAAACAAUGGAAAAGUAACAAAAAGUUUGCCUUAACAUUAGGAAAAUAAAACUUUUUUGGCAAUGCAAAAAUUAAAUAAAAUUUCUCCCCUCACUAGACAUUUUUUCUAAUUCUUUUUUCUUUAUUUCUUUUUCCAAAUAGAAUCAUACUGAGGAAAAACAAUAAAAAAAAAGAUUUUUCUUCUCUUCCUUUUAGUGCAAUUUUGUUUUUUUCUUAAAUUAUCAUAGUGUAAAAAAGGAGAGCGCUGAGUGGGCGAGCCAGGCUGAGCCUACCUGCAUGUCUGAUUGGCUGAGGGGGGGUGCGUAGCGCAGUACUACUCUUUCAAAGAGUAGAUUUGGAUGAAUCCGCGUGCGCAGCAGUCAGUGCGUCCGGAGAGAAAAAAAGCUUGAGUAUCGAUCUUAUUACACGAGUAUUGCUCAAUAUCAAUACCAGCGUUGGUAUCGAUAUUAUCAAUAUUUGGAUCGAUCCGGCAACCUCUAAUGUCUAUGUCAUUAUCAGUACAGUAAUGGCGGCGCUCGGAGCUAAAGCUGUAGAGUUAUAGGAUGUAAACAGUGUUUUUUAAUAAGCUUCUUGUGCACUUUUUAAGUUAUUAAUGCCUCAUUUUAAAUGUCAGGGCUCUCCGGAUUCUACCAAGGAGGUGUGGAGCUACUUUGAGCUGGAAAACGGUUUAAAAAGCAAUUUGUCAGUGUAAAUUAUGUCCUGAAGCAGCUGCUGUAAAAAUUACUAUAUUUCUGAAAGCUGUGGGAGAGCGGAGGUGUGCUAUUUAACAAAGAUAAGCACCUUUUUAUCAUGUUUUACUACAACAAAAGUCUAUUUUACAGUGUGAGAGAGUUCUCCUUUAAGAUAAUCUCAUUUGAAGGCCUGAAAGUGUUAUGAAAGUAAUUAAAACGCCUGAAUUUAUUGAUUUGGAUGGGUGAGUGAAUACUUUUGGUAAUAUAGUGUAAGUGAUAGUGUAAUUUCCUCUAAUCCCCUUCAGUUCAGCACAGUGCAGAUCUGCACACGUGCCCCGGACUCUAAACCUGUCUCUCUCACCAGUUUCUUACUUUAUUACAGUGUCUCAGCGGGUCGUCAGGCUUGCCUUAUGACCAGCACAUGCUAACAGUGUGUCCAAGUAAUAAAACUAUUAUUAUUAUUUAAAGCUGCUGCUUAAAAGCCAUUAAAGCAAUGGUUUAAUCGCAACAUUAACUACCGGUCAGCGUACAUCAGUCUGGGGUCCACGUCCCAGACGUUCUUUACUUCACUGCUCUAUUUAUUUUACGACGUGUAGUUUCGGCUUCAGAAACGGGGAGCAACAACGACGACUGUCACCAUGUGACAUUUCUUAUUGUACCUUCUUAUAUUACGUUUGAUUUUUCUGUGUUGAAAUAUUGUCUAAAUGUUUUUUUUGUGGGACAGAUCUUCUGGGAGAUGUUGCCUAUUAUUUAUUAAAUAAAUAAUAAUAAUAAAAAAAAAAAAUCAAU